Molecule: messenger RNA, 797 nt
Organism: Jaculus jaculus (lesser Egyptian jerboa)
Lineage: Eukaryota; Metazoa; Chordata; Mammalia; Rodentia; Dipodidae
Gene: Cd302
Product: CD302 molecule
Exons: 6
Coding region: 17-712 (231 amino acids)
Molecular function (GO): signaling receptor activity
Source: RefSeq, a predicted model, not a curated record
GCCCGCCGCCGCAGUCAUGACCCGGGCGGCGCUGCCCUCGCUCCUGCUGCCGCUGCUGAGCCUGGCCACCGCCGCCGUCGCGGACUGUCCUUCAUCCACCUGGGUUCAGUUCCAAGACAGCUGCUACAUUUUUCUACAAGAAGCCCUCAAAGUGGAAAGCAUAGAAGAUAUGAGAAAUCAGUGUAUUCGCCAAGGGGCAGACAUGAUAAGCAUACACAAUGAGGAAGAAAAUGCUUUUAUACUAGAUACUUUGAAAAAACAAUGGAAUGGCCCAGAUGAUAUUCUGCUAGGCAUGUUUUAUGACACAGAUGAUGCUAGCUUCAAGUGGUUUGAUAAUUCAAACAUGACAUUUGACAAGUGGGCAGACCAGGAUGGUGAAGACCUAGUUGACACCUGUGGUUUUCUGUACACCAAGACAGGAGAAUGGAAAAAAGGAAACUGUGAAGUUUUUUCAGUGGAAGGAACACUUUGUAAAGCAGCAAUCCCAUACAACAAGAAAUAUUUAUCAGAUAACCACAUUGUAAUAUCAGCUUUGGUGAUCGCCAGCACAGUAAUUCUUGCAGUUUUGGGAGCAGUUAUUUGGUUCCUCUACAGAAGAAACUCUGACUUGGGUUUCACCACAGUGUUUUCAACUGCACCUCAAUCACCGGAUAAUGAUGACUGUGUUUUAGUAGUUGCUGAAGAAAAUGAGUAUGCUGUUCAACUUGACUAAAUGUCUGAUAAUACUAGAUAGAACUAAAUACGUUCACACUGACUGCUCUGUAAGUUUUAAUAUAAAAUGUGACAUCAAAAAUUAA